Molecule: messenger RNA, 760 nt
Organism: Coregonus sp. 'balchen'
Lineage: Eukaryota; Metazoa; Chordata; Actinopteri; Salmoniformes; Salmonidae
Source: the annotation of a GenBank genome assembly
CACCACUGUGUGUCCAUUGGAGCAAACCUGGCGUCUGUGCACAGCUCUGCGGAAUAUCAAUUUCUACAGGAAGUGGUGGGGAGCAAGAUUGGCGGUUCCUCUACUACCUGGAUUGGAGGAUUUGAUGCUGUUCAGGUGGAGUAUACUCACAUAUCAGUAGUAUCUUGGUAUACUCAUCAAUAUCUCAAGGGUCACUGGUAAAGUCAGAUCUAGGUUUGGAAGAUCUUAUAGAUCUACAAAAAAACACUGCAGUAUCCACUGGCAUACUAUAAUAAUAAUAAUAAUAAUAAUAAUAAUAAUAAUAAUAAUAAUAAUAAUAAUAAUAAUAAAAUAAUAAUAAUAAUAUGGGAUUGCUUUGUUACUGAGACCUCACUUCUUCACCACAGGACAGGCUAUGGUUUUGGAGCGACGGCUCCGAAUUUGAUUACCAGAACUGGAAGAAAGGAGAGCCCAAUAAUAGCGGUGGCAGAGAGCCAUGUAUGGUGAUGAACUGGGGAGGGUACAGUAGGCCCACUAUCAUUCACUGAUACAUUCAUCAAAUUAAACUUUAUUCAUAGUACAUUUAACAAAUAAAACUGACACACACACCACAUCCCGCAAACACACUAUUAUAUUAUUGUGUGAACAUCUGAGAUUAUUUGAGAGGUCAUUUCUGUUCUGUGUUUCCUUUUAAGAUGAAUACCGCUGGAACGAUAUAAACUGUGGAAACAGCUUUCCCUCUGUGUGCUCCAAAAGAAUCUGUGAAAUAGAGAAAAACUGA